This is a messenger RNA of Lotus japonicus, 1257 nucleotides long. Its product is annotated as protein S40-7-like. The record is from RefSeq and is a predicted model, not a curated record. The coding region runs from base 592 to 1173 and encodes 193 amino acids. The transcript has 3 exons. NCBI's taxonomy places the organism in Eukaryota, Viridiplantae, Streptophyta, Magnoliopsida, Fabales, Fabaceae.
CUGCAUCAACACAUUAAUGAUCCCACAAGCCAGGAAGCAUUGAAGAUAAAGAUAAGCUCAGUCACAGUUGAAAUUGCCAUUAGUUAUUCGCCAGCAAAAACCCGCUACAAAUCUCAAUGUGGUAGUAGUAACCAACCAAUCCAAGUAGCUUUUACUUACUUUGGAAGAAGUAACUAAGCACCCUCUCCAAGGAGAUCGAUGCUAGCUGCAGCAUUAAUAAAAGAAAAGGUUGCUACUUUGCAUGCCAGCAUAGGCUCACACUUUCAAGUUUCACAAAGAGAAGAAACAGCUCACCUAAACUAAAGCCUAAAUACACCACACUUUUAUCUCUUCUGUCUUUACUACCGCCGGAUGAGCUCUGCUUUGUUACCAUAGUGUAGAGUGGAUAAGGUUGCAGAAUCUUGAGUGCUGCUGAGCUGUGAUGGGACUUGCUCUCUGGGCAUUGCUGGAUGCUGCUAUGCCCAUUUCCUUCGUCUGUGAUCUUUUGGACUUUUGCAAUUAACCAAGUUGUUAUAUAUAGAGAUCAUCUCAGGCUCAGUUCAAAACCCAUCAUUUUCUUUCUGCCUUUUUUACUAUACAUAACCAAUAGCAAUGGCAGAUUGGGGUAGUUUUCUCAACAAAAGCAGUGGUUCAGGUGGGGGAUCAAUGAGGAAUGAAGAUUUUGAUGAAGAAGAAUUAUGGGGUGUGAAAAAGGAGAGGGAUUGUUUAAUCCCAGCCACAAGGGUAUCCAAGGAUUCCUCUGGUUCUUCUGCAUGGCUCAUACCAACUUCUCCAAGAAAGAUUCCAAGGGCUACUAGCAUUACACAUGCAAAUGUGGUUCAAGGGUCCUCGCCCUCGGUACCUGUAGACAUUCCUGACUGGUCAAAAAUUUAUGGGAUGAAUGGCCAAAAAGGGUCUAGGAAUGGUUCAUUGGCUGAUGUUGGAGAGGGUGUAAGCAACAAGGGAGAUUGUGUUUAUGGAGAUCAUUACCAUGAUGAUGGUGGUGAUGAUGAUGAUGGUGAGGAUGGGGAUAAGGAUGAUAUGAUUCCUCCCCAUGAAUGGAUUGCAAGGAAACUUAAAAGGAGCCAGAUUUCAUCUUUUUCUGUUUGUGAAGGGAUGGGGAGGACACUUAAAGGGAGAGAUCUCAGCAAAGUGAGAAAUGCUGUUUUGACCAAAACUGGUUUCAUAGAGUAGUGUAGGGCUAUGUUUGGAUACUGUUGUAUCAUUGUAUGUUGCCUCAAUGCAAAUGGACUUGAACGAAACUCUUCUUAUGAUUGA